AAAAUUCCCAAUCUUAUAAUCGGAGAGGUUAUUUUUCAUUUCUGGAGAGCAUAGAUUCUGGGGAAGACGAUGGCCGCCGCGAACUCGCUGCAAAAAGUAACGAGCCAACUUCGAGUGGCUCGGAGCACGUUGGGUUCGUUCUCGAGAACCUUCUCUUCAGAUGCAUUGGUUGAGGUUAAACCAGGCGAAGUUGGAAUGGUUUCCGGAAUCCCUGAAGAACAUCUUCGUAGGAGGGUUGUGAUUUACUCGCCUGCAAGAACUGCAACUCAGCAAGGAUCUGGGAAAGUUGGAAAGUGGAAGAUCAAUUUCGUGUCGACACAAAAGUGGGAGAACCCAUUGAUGGGUUGGACAUCAACUGGUGACCCUUAUGCUAAUGUUGGUGAUUCCGCACUCGGCUUUGAUAGUGAAGAAGCUGCAAAGUCUUUUGCCGAGAGACAUGGGUGGGAUUAUGUGGUUAAAAAGCGCCAGACACCAGUGCUGAAGCCAAAAUCCUAUGCCGAUAACUUCAAGUGGAAAGGACCUGCUGUAUCUGAAAAGUGAUACUAUACUAUUGCAGAUCCUGUUGCUUUUGAUUUUCAACCAUAAAUCAAGUUGCGAGACUGGGGCUCAGGUUUUCUUUGUUGCACAUUUUCUGCUGUAUCUUGUGACAAUUUGGAUUAAAAUAAAUGUGAUCAACAGUGGCCAGAUGGGUGCGACCAUUUUGUCUGCCUUCUCCUUCAUUCAUUUACGAUACGGUUUAGAUAUAAUCCAUGUUUGUUGAAACCUUCA
Messenger RNA from Gossypium raimondii (Peruvian cotton), 768 nucleotides. Its product is annotated as NADH dehydrogenase [ubiquinone] iron-sulfur protein 4, mitochondrial. Gene Ontology annotation, biological process: electron transport chain. Bases 70 to 540 code for a protein of 156 amino acids. The record is from RefSeq and is a predicted model, not a curated record. The transcript is spliced from 5 exons. NCBI's taxonomy places the organism in Eukaryota, Viridiplantae, Streptophyta, Magnoliopsida, Malvales, Malvaceae.